Molecule: messenger RNA, 1776 nt
Organism: Fonsecaea erecta
Lineage: Eukaryota; Fungi; Ascomycota; Eurotiomycetes; Chaetothyriales; Herpotrichiellaceae
Exons: 1
Coding region: 1-1776 (591 amino acids)
Biological process (GO): carboxylic acid metabolic process
Cellular component (GO): cytoplasm
Molecular function (GO): pyridoxal phosphate binding; carboxy-lyase activity
Source: RefSeq, a predicted model, not a curated record
AUGCUGGAACAUUCACUCCAACGCAGCGUCUACGGCAUGACCUCCAACAACGCACUGCCCAGUGACCUUAUCUCACAACCAUCCAAUGGCAUAGGAAAUCAAAGCGCCAAUGAUGCCUUGAUGUCUCGAGCUGAUGAGUUACAAAGGCUUCUCGCAUCGGUCCUCGAUCGGCUCGUCUCCUUUGUUCGACAAGCCGACUUAGAGCAUGAAGCUCACCAGCUCCACCAACCUGUAUCUAUCUCUUCCAUUGUUGAGCCUCAUCCACCUUCAGAUCUGCUCUCCAUCCUCGCCUCAAACGGCACCCUGUCCCUGCCUCUUCACGGUACUGGCCAAGAUGGACUCCUCAGUUCAUUGUCUUCGAUAUUGAAAUACAGCGUCAACACCUCUGCCCCUGGAUUUCUUGACAAGCUAUACUCCGCUCCUUUGCCCCCCGGAGUCGCGGCAGAUUUGAUCCUCAGCGUUCUUAACACAAAUGUGCAUGUUUACCAGGUUUCUCCCGUGCUCUCACUCAUCGAGACAUACACCACGAAAGCUCUUGCGGCAAUGUUCGGCCUCACCGGGCCACGGGCUGGAGGGAUCAACGUGCAAGGCGGGAGCGCGAGCAACAUGACUAGUAUUGUCAUUGCGCGGAACACCUUGUUCCCGGACACGAAACAAUCCGGAAAUCACGCUGGAGGAAGACGAUUAGUGAUGUUCACUUCUGAGCAUGGGCAUUACAGUAUCGAGAAGGCUGCGCAGCAGUGUGGGUUUGGUUGCGAAAGUGUCAUUUCCGUCCCUGUUGAUCGGGUUUUCGGAGGGAUGAAUCCCAAGGCGCUUGAGUCCUUGAUCGAGAGAGAGAAGAGCAAGGGAAAUACUCCCUUCUAUGUCAACGCCACUGCUGGAACAACAGUCCUGGGAUCAUUUGAUCCGUUUGUAGCUAUUGCCGAAGUUGCUAGAAAGCACGGGCUGUGGAUGCACAUCGAUGGCGCCUGGGGCGGAAGCUUUAUCUUUUGCGACCUUCUAAGUCGAACAAGGUUAACGGGAUGUGAGCUCGCUGACAGCAUCGCAAUUAAUCCGCACAAGAUGUUGGGUGUUCCAGUGACUUGCAGCUUCCUUUUGCUCAGAGAUCUGAGAAAUGCUCAUAGGGCAAACACUCUCCGAGCGGGAUACCUGUUCCACGACGAAGAUCAAGACGAGCGGCAGGCUGAAGAGCUGGGACUGGAUGGCCAUAAUCGACCACAAUCCCUGGACGACGAAUGGACGCCUCCCAAUGACCUCGCCGACCUCACGCUCCAAUGUGGGCGUCGGGGAGACAGUCUGAAAUUCUUUCUCUCCUGGCAGUACUAUGGGACACUGGGAUACUCGUCAAAGAUCCAGAAGGCGUUUCAUACGGCCUUUUACCUGACAGAUCUCGUGGAAAAGAGUCCAGACCUGCUGCUGGUGACCACGAGUCCUCCGCCCUGCCUGCAGGUGUGUUUCUAUUAUGCUCCAGGAGGUAUGGUGGUCCACGGUAUGAGCAGUGAUAGCCAUAUUAACGCUAAUGGAGGCGAUCCUGACGACAAACGUGAUCAAGCUGAAAUUGUCGGCAAACGUAACUCAGCUAUUACAAGUCGGAUCGCUCGCUCCUUGGUUUCUCGAGGCUUCAUGGUCGAUUACGCGCCCGCCUUGAGCCAUCAGGUUGAGAGAGGUUCCUUUUUCCGGGUGGUUGUAAACAUUUCCACCACCAGAGACACGCUUCUCAGGCUGAUCGAGACGAUCAGCCUUGUUGGACGAGAGGAAAUGUCUAGAUCCUCGUAA